Molecule: messenger RNA, 2036 nt
Organism: Micropterus salmoides (largemouth bass)
Lineage: Eukaryota; Metazoa; Chordata; Actinopteri; Centrarchiformes; Centrarchidae
Product: insulin-like growth factor-binding protein complex acid labile subunit
Exons: 4
Coding region: 586-1653 (355 amino acids)
Cellular component (GO): plasma membrane
Molecular function (GO): protein binding
Source: RefSeq, a predicted model, not a curated record
UUUAAUACAGGGAUUUGCUCACCAAGUAUAAAAAUUAAACACUGGAAGAUACGUACCUAAAAAGCAAGGUGGAAGUAGUGCACUGUACCAGCUACAUAAACCACUAACUACAUAAAAAAUACUGCUGUUUCCACUACUUACUAGUACUAGUACAUGCUUUCACUACCACAACUACUGUUCCUUCUGCUCUGUUAUAGUCUGUGUCUGUACAUGUACUGCCAUUACUGUUAUUACUACUACUACUAUUCCUGUCACUGUUACAACUGCUGCUGCUGAGAGGGAUCAAUAACAUUUUUUCUCCUGCUGUGAAACCUCUUGAUUUCAGACAGACCGGUGUCGCCCCCUGCUGGCUGCUGUGAAAACAGCACACAGGUCAGAGCGAUGACGUCACAACAAAGUCACCUGCUAAGGUCCGCUCAUCAGCUAUACGUCCACGCUUCAUCCUACAGAUGAGAGUAAACACUCACAUCUGGGCUGCAGCUCGCGUCUGAUAUCUUUUGCACCUGCUGCCGGGCUGCACGCUGACGACCGACAGCAGGUAAAACAGACGCAAACACGGGAGCAACCGCUGAUAGCUGUGGAGCCAUGAAGGAGUUCCUGUUCCUCCUCCUGGUGGUCACUGAGGCGUCCUCCAGGUUGAACAGCAGCGGGUGUGAGCUGGCCUGCGAAUGUCAAAGGAGUCUGAAGUUCACCAUCUGCUCCAAGGCGCUUUUCACCCAGCUGCCCGACAGAGUCCCGCCCGCCACUGAGCUCCUCGACCUGUCCGACAACCGCAUCUCUGUCAUCCCUGAACGCUCCUUCAGCAAAAACCGCAAGCUGCGAGUCCUGCUGCUGCAGAACAACAACAUCAGCGUGGUGGAGGACGGCGGCUUCUCUCAGCUGGAGUUCCUGCACAAACUGGACCUGAGCUGGAACCGGAUCUCCACCCUGACUGAAGGCUUCUCCAUCGGCCUGGCCUUCCUGCAGGAGCUGCAGCUCGCCCACAACCGCCUUACGAGCCUGGACAGCCGGAGCUUCCUGCACCUGGACAGCCUCCAGAGGUUAAACCUGACCGGCAACAACAUCCACACCGUCCAGGUGAGGUCGUUCUCCCCGAUGAGCAAACUGCGGCAGCUCCACCUGGAGGACAACCAGCUGACGUCUCUGAGGAGCGGGAUCUUCUCCAUGCUGCGCUCUCUGGAGGUCCUCAACCUGGCAGGAAACCAGAUCAACGAGACAGAGACGGGCGUCUUCAAGCCCCUCGCCAGCAUGACGUUCCUCAACCUGGCCAACAACCAGCUGUCCACCAUCUACUUCAAGACGUUCCUCGACAUCAACGACUACAGCACCCACAUCCUGCUGGAGGGGAACCCCUGGAACUGCGACUGCGAUCUGCAGAGAGUUUUCCUGAAGCUGCGGAGCAUCCAGAGGCUCUUCCUGGACGACUACUACAACCUGACCUGCAAGGCGCCACCGGUCCUCGAGGACUACCGGCUGAUGGACGUGGACACGGAGCUGUGCCUCGCCGAGACGGUCACAGUGCUCAUCAUCACCGUCACUGUGGUGAUAACCGUGCUGGCCACAGUGCUGAUGGGCGAGAGGCAGAGGAAGAAGAGGAAGAUCGGGAAGCACUGGACGCAGCAGGGAGAUUUUUCAGACGAGUCGGACUACUGAAACAAAUCUUUCUUUCUUCUGCCUCUGUCUGAAAUUGAUCAGUUUCAUUCUGUCGUCUCUUCACGGUCUUUAUUUAUUUCCUGGCUCAGGAAGCGAAGAUUAGAUUACAGCUGUUGCCUCAACAUCGUUGCUUAAAUCCCACAUGAACACCUGGGAAGAGGUUUCAGAUUCUGCAGUUCAUGUUGCCAAGGAUUUCCCGUCUGCUUCACACCAAAACGCCUCAACGAGCUUUUAAAAUAAACACUUAAACCUGAACUCAGAUAUUAGUAAAAGUUUCCCAUGUCAUAUGUUUGAAUGGUGAAUAUAACUUUUUUCUGUGAAUGGACGUGUGUUAAUGCUCCUGAUGUGACUGCAAACAUUAAAUGGGAUGUUGUGUCAUUUUA